Helicoverpa armigera (cotton bollworm) is the source of this 2522-nucleotide messenger RNA. RefSeq names its product T-related protein (gene byn). The transcript has 8 exons. NCBI's taxonomy places the organism in Eukaryota, Metazoa, Arthropoda, Insecta, Lepidoptera, Noctuidae. Gene Ontology annotation, cellular component: nucleus. The record is from RefSeq and is a predicted model, not a curated record. Gene Ontology annotation, biological process: cell fate specification; positive regulation of DNA-templated transcription; heart morphogenesis. Bases 285 to 1691 code for a protein of 468 amino acids. Gene Ontology annotation, molecular function: DNA-binding transcription factor activity, RNA polymerase II-specific; RNA polymerase II cis-regulatory region sequence-specific DNA binding.
GAGUUUGCGGUAGUGGCUCAUGCAGUUGGCACGCCACCACUGAUUUGUGAUUUGUGACAAAUAAAGGAACUAAUUUCAGCACAUACGUUACUGAAAGAUCUGUUUCAGUGACUGAAUUAUUCCGUGAUUUAUUAAAGCGCUUUAGUUACAAUGUAUAUUGUACAAGUUUAAUGUGAAUAGACGUGGAUUGUGAACUGAAGUGGUUAAAAGGAUUAUUUAUUAUUUUGUUUAAAUGUGGUUUAUGAACCGCCGAAAUUGAGGACAAAAUUGCAGGGGAAGAAAGGAUGGCAGCUUCGCACAUCCUGAGCGCAGUGGAACCGACAGUAGGCGGCGGCAGUUCCCGCAGCGGCCGCGAGCGUGAAGUCAAUGUGGCACUCGACGACAGAGAACUGUGGGUCAGAUUCCAGACGCUCACCAAUGAGAUGAUAGUCACUAAGAAUGGAAGACGAAUGUUUCCUGUAGUAAAAGUAACUGCCAGUGGGUUGGACCCGACGGCAAUGUACACCGUGCUAUUAGAAUUUGUGCAAGUGGACUCACAUCGCUGGAAAUAUGUCAAUGGAGAAUGGGUUCCCGGCGGGAAGGCAGAAGUGCCACCAUCUAAUGCAAUUUACAUACAUCCCGAGAGCCCGAACUUUGGAGCGCAUUGGAUGAAGGAACCAAUAUCGUUCGCUAAAGUUAAACUUACCAAUAAAACUAAUGGAAAUGGACAGAUAAUGUUAAACAGCUUACACAAAUAUGAGCCGCGAGUACACCUAGUAAAGGUCGGUACAGACCUGCGGAGGAUCAUGACCUAUCCAUUCCCGGAGACGCAGUUCAUAGCUGUCACCGCUUACCAGAACGAAGAAGUGACGUCACUGAAGAUCAAAUAUAAUCCUUUUGCUAAGGCCUUCUUGGACGCAAAGGAAAGACCAGAGGGGUAUUACCAGAGAGAUUUUGUGGGCACGCAUUAUCCUCAACAGAGUUCUUCUCCACAUCAGUAUCCGCAAUUUGGUGGAUGGUUUGUGACGUCGCAGUCGCUAUACGGAAGUAGCAACGCUGCUUCGAGAAGACCAGCGCCUUAUCCGCCGCGACCACCUUCAAGACCACGAACGCUAUCGCCACCUUCGUCAUACAGCAAUCCAGAACGCACGACCACAGCUACAAACGGCAGUGGCAGCUACACAUGGGUGAGCAGCAGUGGCUACUGGAACUCGACGCAGGGUGGUAGCUCCCCGCAGCCCAACACCUCCCCUGCCCCGUACCGCACGCCCCCGCACGCGUACCCCGCGCCCCUGGAGUAUGCGCCCGCGCCUCCGACGAGCACAUCAGCGCCAUCGUCGGCCCCUGCCCCCCUCUACCCGCUACAGUAUGAAACUCCAGCACAACAUCACUCGCCAUACUACCAGCAUGCGUACGCACCGUAUGCCCAUCACGCGAUUGAAGAUAUUUCCUAUUGGCCUAACAGUUUGAACAGCUACGGUUACCAGCCAUCUGAGUACGUCGGUACAGGAGAAGUAGCUUACGGCGCGGAGGGCAUGCCUUUCGGGCCUACGGGGCCUACACUUGAAGCCGCCACAGCCGGCGAAGGCCGAGCCACGCCCCCCGUGCAGGAACACCCACAAAGCGAACGAGAGUACAAGUAUAGUACCGAAGAAGAUCGUCACUCGCCGUGCGACGAGUCCACGCUACCGCCACGCUCACCACCACAGUGACCCAUAGAUUAUACACUAUUUAUAAAACAAUAUUGAUUCCGAGGCCUUUUAAAGAUUAUAUUUUUUUAUUCUAUGAAAGUUAAGGUUGAAAACAAUCGGUCCAGUAGGUACCUACUAAAUCUUUUUCAGAUGUUUUUAUGUAAAUAGGCGUAGAUUUUAAUGUAUAGGUGUGUAUUUUAAUGUAUGUAUAGGUAAACAAAUGAAAUUCGAAUCUGCAUCUGCGGACAUCUUUACGUAUUAAGUAUAAUAGUUUCAAUUUCUUGUAAUUACUUAAGUUUUAAUUUUGCACUCAUUAACAAUUAUUUUCUAAAUUUAAUUUUUGACUCAUUGCGUAGGUAUAAUUUACGGUCAACCCUAUCAGUAUUCUGUAACACCACUGUAGCUUAUAAAUGAUCAAUUCCGAGAGCAACUUAUCUCAGCUAAAUAAUAUGAGACCACUUUGGUGAAUCUUAGAAGCACCUUCAAGAAAAUUCGGCCAUUAGUUGGCAAACAAUUUUUCAAAAGUGGCGCAAUUAAGCGAGGUAAUAUCGAAAUGCUUUAAACAAAAACAAUAAUAGUAAUUUUGUGUUAAUUUACUAAUUACAAUUAAUCAAACAGCUGCUUUAUUUCCUCGUUAUGAGAAUUGUAUAAUAUGUAAGAAGGGAAUAAGAAUGGCAUGGAAGUUUGUAUACAAUCCUAAUACAGCUAAGAUUGCUGAGAAUGCGAAUUUAAGUUCGCAAUACUUAUAAAUAAAAUUGUGGUGUUUUAUGGCCUGAUUUGUACCAAUAGGUAUAACAUAAUUUAAAUUCUUCUAAAAACCUGUGUCUAUGUUGCCAAUAAAAGCAUGUUUCU